Messenger RNA from Musa acuminata subsp. malaccensis (wild Malaysian banana), 1904 nucleotides. RefSeq names its product sodium/calcium exchanger NCL1. Gene Ontology annotation, biological process: calcium ion transmembrane transport; intracellular calcium ion homeostasis. Gene Ontology annotation, molecular function: calcium ion binding; calcium:proton antiporter activity. NCBI's taxonomy places the organism in Eukaryota, Viridiplantae, Streptophyta, Magnoliopsida, Zingiberales, Musaceae. The record is from RefSeq and is a predicted model, not a curated record. Gene Ontology annotation, cellular component: membrane.
AUCUCCAUACCUCCUCCCCUUCCCAUAGUCUUCGCCUUGCAAUGGCGCGAAGGGUCUCAUUCCCUCCUCCCCUCCUCCUCGUCUCCCUCUGCCUUCUCCCUCUCCUACUCUUCGCCGGUCGCGGCGCCCACGGCCGUUUCAUCUCGUCCCCGGCGGACGAGGCGUCCGCGGAUCUGCUGCUCUCCGAUGGGGUCUCCUCCCGCCCCGCCUCGGAGUCCCAAACCCUCCUCCUCCCUCGCCUUCCGUGGCCGCGGAGCUCGCGGGUGUUUGCUGCGGGGCAGUGCGAGCAGACGUACGGGUUCCUCCCGUGCACCACCACCGUGGUCGGAAACAUGUUCCUCGUCAUCGCCUACGGGUUCCUGAUGUACAAGGCGGCGACGUACCUCUCCUCGGGGAGCGAGCUCCUGCUGGAGAUUAUGGGCCCUGGGAUCGUCGGCGGACUGUUCCUCCCCAUCCUUGGGGCUCUUCCCGACGCCAUGCUAAUUCUUGUAUCUGGUCUUUCUGGGAGCAGAGAAACUGCUCAAAAUCAAGUCCUAAUUGGAAUGGGUCUACUUGCUGGAUCAACUGUGAUGCUGCUGACAGUACUCUGGGGUUCUUGUAUUAUCGUUGGCAAAUGUGACCUUUCAGAUAAUUCAACUUCAAUUGAUUCACAAGAUACAAAAGCCUUCAGCCUAUUUGGGUCUGGAGUUUCAACUGAUCUUCAGACAAGCUAUGCUGCGAGAAUUAUGGCCAUCUCUAUUGUCCCAUUUAUAAUUGUGCAACUGCCAAGAAUCUUCAAUUUUCCUUCUGGACAGAGUCUAGCAGUUCUGCUUUCUCUCAUUGUUGCAAUUGUGCUCUUGGUUUCUUACUGUCUUUAUCAGGUAUUUCGACCUUGGAUUCAGAGGCGAAGAUUGGCUUAUGCAAAGCACAAACAUGUGAUAUCAGGAAUUCUAAGACAUGCUCAGAUGCAAGCACUUGGACGACUCAUUGAUGAUGGAAAACCUAACGUAGAUGUUAUGAAAAAGUUGUUCCAUAAGCUAGAUUUGGACUCAAAUGGAUCAUUAUCACAUGCUGAGUUGAGAGCACUUAUCAUAGGAAUACAAAUUGACGAAAUAGAUUUGGAUACGGAUGAUGCUGUUGAUAAAAUAAUGAUUGAAUUCGAUACGUCUCAGAAUUCUUCAAUCGAAGAAGAUGAGUUUAUUGUGGGAUUAACAAAAUGGAUUGAUGAGGCUAAACGUUCCGUGGCAAAUUCUGGUGCCUACUCAAAAAAAUUCAUGCAUGAAUUUCACAUGAAAACAAGGGAUGAACAUAAUAUGCUUCUCGAUCAGAGUGAUGAAGUUGUUGAAAACGUUGAUAAUCCCAUGUGGAUUUGCAUAAAAGCUAUCCUACUUUUACUACUUGGAACAGUUCUUGCGGCUAUUUUUGCUGAUCCUCUUGUAGAUGCUGUUGACAAUUUUUCAGUUGCUACAAGUAUACCGUCCUUUUUCAUUUCAUUCAUUGCGAUGCCUCUGGCUACCAACUCCAGUGAGGCUGUCUCGUCGAUCAUUUUUGCGACCCGAAAGAAGCAAAGAACUUCUUCACUAACUUUCUCUGAGAUAUAUGGAGGGGUGACCAUGAACAACCUUCUUUGUUUGGCCGUCUUCUUGGCUCUUGUUUACAUGAGACACUUAACCUGGGACUUCUCGGCUGAGGUCUUGGUCAUCUUGAUCGUCUGCGUCGUGAUGGGUCUCUUCACCAGCUUCCGCACGACAUUCCCGCUGUGGACUUGUUUUGUGGCCUUCUCGCUGUACCCACUCUCCUUGGCUCUUGUCUAUGUUCUCGACUUCGUCUUUGGAUGGUCAUAAAGCAAAAACUGGUUAUGUGAUGUGAAUUAUCCUCUCACUUCUGAAUGCUGGUUGAUCAAAAGCUUUUACAGUUUUCUUCUA